Ictalurus punctatus (channel catfish) is the source of this 1952-nucleotide messenger RNA. RefSeq names its product PRP4 pre-mRNA processing factor 4 homolog (yeast) (gene prpf4). The record is from RefSeq and is a predicted model, not a curated record. Gene Ontology annotation, biological process: mRNA splicing, via spliceosome. Bases 199 to 1722 code for a protein of 507 amino acids. The transcript has 14 exons. NCBI's taxonomy places the organism in Eukaryota, Metazoa, Chordata, Actinopteri, Siluriformes, Ictaluridae. Gene Ontology annotation, cellular component: U4/U6 x U5 tri-snRNP complex. Gene Ontology annotation, molecular function: U4 snRNA binding; U6 snRNA binding; protein binding.
ACGUAUUUCCUGUGCGACACAAAAAAAAGAUGGUGGCGGUUUCGUCGUGCACUUACAGUUAGCUUAUUAAAUGAAUUAUUCUAAAAUAUUCCAACUUUUAAGGAAAAUAUAUUUGUAAUAGACAUAUAGAGAAGUUAGUCUAUCUUCCAGGGUCGUACCUUCUUUCGUUCAUUGUAAAGCAGCCGUGCCAUUUGAAGCAUGUCGGAUGAGGACGAAGCCCCUUUGGUGAAAAAAGCUCGAAUCUUCUAUGGAAGUAUUGAAGAAAAGGAAAGGGAGCGUCUUGCUCGUGAUGGAACCAUUUCAUCAGAGAAAGAUGCGCUUAAGGCUGGAAUUGAGGCUGGGAAUAUUAACAUCUCCAGUGGUGAGUCCAUGGAGCUGGAGGAGCGAGUGAGCGACCGGCAGGCUGAGGUACUGGCUGAAUUCGAGCGCAGAAAAAGAGCCCGACAAAUCACAGUCUCUACCGAUGACACCGAAGUCAAAGCGUGCCUGCGUGCCCUCGGAGAGCCGAUCACAGUGUUCGGCGAGGGCCCCGCCGAAAGGCGAGAGAGGUUGAGGAAUAUUUUGUCAGUAGUGGGUCUGGAUGCUCUGAAGAAAUCGAAAAAGGAUGAAGAGAAAGCCAAACGUUCCCAAGAGGACUCUCAGCAGACGUGGUACCACGAGGGUCCCGACACGCUGAAGGAGGCACGAAUCUGGCUGGCCAAAUAUUCACUGCCAAAAGCUGUGAAGAGACUGGAAGCUGCACAGGCUCAGAGAGAGAUUCCAGAAUCUACACGCACCGUACGACAACAAGAGCUUCACAAGACGCUCAGGAACCUGAAUAACUUCUGCAGUCAGAUCGGAGACGAUCGUCCGAUAUCCACCUGCCAGUUCAGCCCCAACUCCAAACUGUUAGUCACCGCAUCAUGGAGCGGUCUGUGCAAACUCUGGAACAUUCCAGACUGUAGUCUCGUCCGCACGUUAAGAGGUCACAGUACCAACGUUGGAGCAGUCAGCUUCCAUCCACAAGCCACGCUCACGCUUGCCGAGUCAGAUGUCAACAUGGCCUCUUGUGCUGCCGACGGAUCUGUUAAGCUGUGGAGUUUAGACAGUGAUGAGCCUGUCGCAGACAUCGAGGGACACUUCAUGAGGGUGGCUCGCGUAGCGUGGCAUCCUUCUGGUCGCUUUCUGGGCACGACAUGCUAUGAUAACUCAUGGCGUCUGUGGGAUUUGGAGGUCCAGGAGGAGAUUCUUCACCAGGAAGGCCACAGUAAAGGUGUCCAUGACUUGCAUUUCCAUCCUGACGGCUCCUUAGCAGGAACUGGUGGUCUGGAUUCCUUUGGUCGCGUAUGGGACCUGAGGACCGGUCGCUGUGUCAUGUUCCUGGAGGGUCAUCUCAAAGAGGUUUACGCAGUCAACUUCUCCCCAAAUGGCUUUCACGUGGCUACGGGGAGUGGCGACAACACAUGUAAAGUGUGGGACCUGCGGAAGAGGAGGUGCAUUUACACCAUCCCCGCUCACCAGAACCUGGUGUCCUCCGUCAAGUUCCAGCCGACAGACGGCCAUUUCUUGCUAACGGGUGCUUAUGACAACAUGGCUAAAGUGUGGACUCACCCUGGAUGGUCUCCUCUGAAGACCCUGGCAGGACACGAAGGCAAAGUGAUGGGACUGGACAUGUCUCCUGAUGGACAGCUCAUUGCGACCUGCUCGUAUGACCGCACCUUCAAACUCUGGGUGGCCGAUUGAGGAGGAUGGAGUGGUCUGUUUGUGUUUGAGGAUGCCGGAGUGUGAUUCAGGGUGUUUUUGAUAACAGUUUAGGGGGGGAGAACAGCCUACAGCUUGAGUUUCUGAAUCCUUAAGUCAUUUAACCCAAAAACACAUAAGUUAGUUCAGACCUUAGACUUAUUUUGCAAGAUUUAUUCAGGCUUUUAUGUCCUUCCAUUGAUCUUUUUGUUUUUAUUAAAAACAUUAAUACA